This is a messenger RNA of Stylophora pistillata, 1054 nucleotides long. RefSeq lists its product as uncharacterized. Lineage: Eukaryota; Metazoa; Cnidaria; Anthozoa; Scleractinia; Pocilloporidae. The record is from RefSeq and is a predicted model, not a curated record.
UGUCAAGCUGGAUACACUGAUAAAGGAUUUCGUUGUAAAUGUCCUUUAGGAUUAACUGGUGUAUACUGCAAGAGAGCCUGCAGCUUUGACUUUGAAGAUGGAAUCGGCGGGUGGGAAAUGACAGGCAGAGCUUUCAUGUACCAGCCAACAUUUGGUGACAAUCCAGUCGCGCGCAAGAAAAGCGCCCAGCCUCAAGGGGACUGGUGGGUAGGGGGAGCUGAGAAACGGCCAAAUGAGAGCUUUCCCGUAGGAGGGCAGCAUCCAGAUGGAGCCGACAAACCCCAUGGAACUCUCACUUCACUUUGUUUUCGUAUUGUUGGCAAGAAUAUUUCGUUUCUCAUUGGUGGAGGAUGUGAAGUAAAUGAGGUUCGUGCGGAGCUUAUUGUCAACAACCAGAUCGUCAGAAAAGAGACAGGAAACUGUCUGGAGAAUAUGACCCGUAAGAGCUGGGACGUAGAGGAGUUUAUUGGUCAAUAUGCGCAAGUCAAACUUGUAGAUGAGACUUCUGGUAGUUGGGGUCACAUCAACUUUGAUGACCUUAAAGGAGAUAUCAUUUGUCCUCACGAUUUUGACGGGAAAAACUGAAGAGAUAGCGGCUUUAAAAUCUAACUUAUCAACUCAAGUCACUUUAAAAGUAUGGUGAAGCAGCGUUUGACGCAGUAUACUACUUUCAUUGUGCUAGCAUAGAUAGACACAAUGACAAUGUUUUUGGUGAACAGUAGAAUAGUAUUAUGAAACAACUUUAUGCACGUGAUUGAGAAGGCGAUAAUUAUACAAUACAAUCGUUAUAUCGCUUUACUACUAUGACGAGGAUAGUCGAUUGCCUUAGAUGCUAGCAAUCGCAUCACAUUUACUUUUCUUAAUAUUUGCUUUACAGAAUCCAUAUCUGUAAAAACUCUUCGAACAGUCUGUUCGAGAUUAGGUAUUGAAGUCAUUUGUGAGUAAAAGAAACAUCUUUUUUUUGUUGUCAAAAAUCAUGAGGGAUGUUAACACCAAGUGGAAAGGCAUGAUAUUUCAAGUUCGCGGGGUUCCGGGCUUCUGACAAAUUGUCAUU